This is a messenger RNA of Prorocentrum cordatum, 2718 nucleotides long. Lineage: Eukaryota; Dinophyceae; Prorocentrales; Prorocentraceae. The record is from the annotation of a GenBank genome assembly.
AUGCCAGACACAUACGAGCCGAAGGUGGCGGCAGUGGCAGUGAAGGACAGAGCUCACGAGCGACCCGAAGCGGAGGCAGCGGACGACCUCAUCGGGAUCGGCGCCGUGCUGACCAACCUGGUCUCUGCGCCCAGCGUAAUGACGACGCACGUGCUGAUCGCAGAGGCUUUCGUCGCCCUCGGGAUGGCCAUCGGCGCGGAGAAGGUGAUGACCGUCGGGAUCGCUCGGCUCGUGAUGGGGUGGGUGGCGCAGGUCUUGCUCCUGGCGCUUCUCUUCCUGGUCCUGCGGCCCGAGGCUGCAGCCACCUUCCCUGACGAGGAGGACCACCUGAUGCCUGGGCGGCGGCCGGCGUGGAGAUGGAGUUUCCUCGUGGGGGCCGUCCUCGUGCUGGUGUCCCUGGUGCCCCCCGUGCUGCACGAUCGGCCGGAGCUGGAGCUCAUAGGACGCGAAAUUGUGGUGGUCAAGAGCUCCACUCCGCCUGCUCCAGCAUCGUGGGCAUAUUGGGAUCGUGCGGUCGGCUUGUCGGCGAUCGUGGUCAACGCUCGGAAGCCCAUCCUCAAGGGCAUGCAGGACGCAGACACGUCGUGGAAGGAUAUCGUGGCGCAGGCCCCCACUGGAACUCAAGUCAAAGUUUCGGUCGGCCUUGACAAGAAUCGGACAACGGUUGCCCGCGGACUCCUGCUCAAGAAGGCCCAGCGCGAACUGGUCCCACUGCUGGACCGCAAUAGUUUCAUCGACGGCAUGGAGUGCGCGUUCAGUUCCCAGUGGAAGGGCUUCCUCAGGCAGGGCGGCGUCUUUAGCGAGUUCGGGAAGCGGCAGGAGUGCUCGAGGCCGACGAGGGCCCUGCAGGCGGUCGCCAAGUCCACGGCCGAGCUCGCCCCGCCAGAUGACGAGGCCGAGGUGGUGAUCUCGCAGCACCUCGGCGUCAUCGACAUCGACAUGCUGCGCCGAUGCUCAGGUGGCUCCGAGACGGUGUUCCCGCGAGGUGCGAAGGUGGUCUCGGCCGCGAUCUACCGGAAACUGGCCGGCCUGGUGGCGGGCGCGGCGGCCGCGUCGCUGGCGAGCUCGGUAUCUUCACGUCGCGAGGUCGGCGCGGGCACUCAGCGCGAGAUCUCCCGCGGCGAGAGGAUGGCACUUGACGAGCUGAAAAUUGACCCCCGGAAGGUUGACGACCUCACGUUGUGGAGCUUCGGUUUCUGCCGGGCGCCCCCGUUCCCAGCCCGCGAUUUGUCGCGGGGAACUCUGAGCAAGUGGGCGGUUCCACCUGUGGCGCUCGAGGGUCUCGAGGGCCCGCGCAGGAUGGCAGCGGCGGUCUCGUCAGAUAGCAGCAGGCGCGCCCUCGUCCCCACUGUCGCGGGAGCGAUGCAUGGAGGCCCGAGCAGCGGCCCCCUGUUCGACAUCGCGCACCAGCCUUUCGCGAAAACGUUGGAGACGGAGGUCGAGCGGCAGGGCGCUGGUCUCGCUCGGUGGCGCGCCGACAACUGCGGCGCCGCGUCGCUCUGCCAGACCCCCCCCCCCCGCGGCCACGAAGCCGAUCUUCAACUGGGCUGGCACUUCGGCGAGGACUUCGACAUUUUGGACGGGCUCACCUACCAGGGCUUCGAAAUGGGCCCCUCCGUCACGGUCCAGGGGCAAUUGACUGGUCCACUCAAGGGAUGGGGGAGUCGCACUCCAGCUAUCCCUGACGCGCGUGCUGAUGGUUUGACGGUUCCCGAGCUGCAUCGAUCGAGGGCGGCCAGCGUCGUGCCCUACAAAGCUCAGUUGGUGCCCCUGCCCAUCCGCCUCAUCCUGCAGGAGAUGGCGCUGCGCAAAUGUCGUUUUCGAGCGCCCGUGACAUGGCUGGCCAAGGCGAAUGAUUUCCAUAUUGACGUGCUCGGGUUGCCGAAGGCCCCGAGUGUAGAGGCAGUUGCGCUGGCGGCUCGGAUGCGGUCGGCCUCGGACACUCUUCUGCUGGGGGAGGUGAGCAACGAGCUGUUGGCCCACGUGGUCUACCUCGACGUGCUGGCCGCCGUGAUGGCUGAGGCGGCCUGCGCCUCGGCGGCGCGUAGGGGGGUCCUUGUAAGUACCACAUGUACCAUGACCGUCGGCAUCGGGCCGCUGCUGGUCAAGAUGCAUGGCAUCAAGAGAAAGACCAUACCGGCCCGCGUCGGCUUCGUGGCCGACUCCGCCGCGGACGGCUACGCUCAGCCAGGGUUCUUGCAGCCGAUCCCGCCGCCAGGCUACACUACCAUCGGCUACGUGCAGCUCCCAGCUUGCUCCGCGCUGAGUCAGCAGGCCACCAAUGAGGCUCCCCUCUGGAGCUUCAACCUUCCGGAGCAGGUGACGGCGUACGGCCCCCAGGGCGCUGGCCACGCGGGGCCCGCUGCAAGCGCCUCGGGCUUGUGGCAGCCGGGCGGCGGCUUCCCAGGUGGUGCCGCCGACGCCUGGCAGAGCGGCGGCGGCGGCGGCGGCUGCCUCGCCGCUCCAUGGGGGCCCGCCGCCCCGGGCAGCCCGCCGACCGCUGGCGGCGCUGGCCUGCCGCCGACGGCCCGCGGGUGCGCCCUGGUGCCUCCUGCCGCUGGUCAUCAGGGCCUGCCGCCGACCGCUGGUGAAGCGGGUGUGCCAGGCUCCUGCUAUGGCGGUUCCAACAUGCAGAUGCAGAUGAUAGCUGGAAUGAUGCCUCCUCCGACGCACGGAACUAUGCGAUCACGCAACAAGAGGACCAAGAGUUGCUGCUGA